GUACAGAGGAAAAGCUUUUUUGAAUGUGAGAAUGGAAGUGAAAGUAUUUUGGAGGCGCUGGUUUGUUUCUUGGUUAACUGUGAUUCUCAGGGUGUAAAGAGGGCCUGUGCGUCCUAGUCUGCGGGGCCGGAAAAGGUAAUCGACGUUGAACGUCUCUCUGCGGGAGAGCCAGACGGUGUCGGCGGCCGACCCGAAGAGGAAGCCCAGGAUAAUCAGGCAGUGUGGCCGCGGCCGGAUCUUUGGGCCGCUACCUGAUGUACUAUGCUUUCUUGUGAUAUUUGUGGUGAAACAGUAACCUCAGAACCAGACAUGAAGGCUCACCUGCUAAUUGUUCACAUGGAAAAUGAAGUUAUAUGUCCAUUUUGCAAGUUGUCAGGUGUGAAUUAUGAUGAAAUGUGUUUUCAUAUUGAAACUGCUCAUUUUGAGCAAAAUGAACUAGAAAGAAGCUUCGCGAGGAUCAAUACAAUACAGAUUAGAACUUCAGAUAACAGGAAGGACAACACCUUACAGUGUAGAAUGGAAGUUAAUUCUAGUGUCCAUUCAGCUUGUGCAUCUAGUCAUCCAAAAAUUUCAGCGCAAAGCCUGCCUUAUGAUGGUACUUUAAAACAUAAAACCUUUUAUUCGGAGAACUUAACUGAAUCCAGAAAAUUCCUUAAAAGUAAGGAAAAAGAGUGUGACCCAUCUAAAAUAAAAGGAUCAAUUUAUGAAACAACGUAUAGUUCUCCUGAAUGUCCGUUCUGUGGAAGAAUAGAAGAUUGUAGUCAAGAUAUGGAAAAUCAUGUGAAAACAAAGCAUGCUGAUCUUUUAGACACUCCAUCAGAAGACCAUGAUCAACCUCUGUAUGACUGUCCUAUGUGUGGGCUCAUCUGUACAAAUUACCCUAUUCUCCAGGAACAUGUUGACUUACAUUUGGAAGAAAGCAGCUUUGGACACGGCAUAGACAGAGUCCAGUGUUCUAGAGAUCUAGAGUUGGCUCACCAGCUUCAACAAGAAGAAGACAGAAGGAAGAGAUCUGAGGAAUCACGACAAGAAAUGGAAGAAUUUCAGAAACUGCAGAGACAAUAUGGCUUAGAUAAUUCUGGAGGAUACAAACAACAGCAACUACGAAAUAUGGAAAUAGAAGUCAAUAGGGGAAGAAUGCAUCCAUCUGAAUUUCACAGAAGAAAAGCUGAUAUGAUGGAAUCGCUAGCUAUUGGUAUUGAUGAUGGGAAAACAAAAACUUCUGGAAUUAUUGAAGCACUUUAUAGAUAUUAUCAGAAUGCUGCUACAGAUGUGAGGCGCGUUUGGCUUUCCACAGGGGUGGAUCACUUUCAUUCAUCUUUUGGUGACAAAGGUUGGGGUUGUGGUUAUAGAAAUUUCCAGAUGCUACUUUCAUCAUUACUACAAAAUGAUGCCUAUGACGAUUGCCUGAAAGGUAUGUCAAUUCCUUGCAUUCCAAAAAUUCAGUCUAUGAUUGAAGAUGCAUGGAAGGAAGGUUUUGAUCCUCAGGGUGCCUCUCAACUUAAUAACAGGUUACAGGGAACGAAGGCCUGGAUCGGAGCAUGUGAAGUAUACACACUCCUGACCUCCCUAAGGGUAAAGUGCCACAUAGUUGAUUUUCAUAAGUCAACUGGUCCUUUGGGUACACAUCCUCGUUUAUUUGAAUGGAUAUUGAACUAUUAUUCUUCAGACCGAGAAGGGAGUCCAAAAGUAAUGUGUACAUUUAAACCUCCAAUCUAUCUUCAGCAUCAAGAGUGAAAACUCCAUGAAGGCAGGAAUGUUUGUUUUAUUUGCUUCUGUAUAGCUAACUGCUUGGAAUAGCACCUGGCACAUGGACAUUUGAUAAAUUUUGUUGAAUGGAUGAUUUGAAGCAACAGAAAUAGGAGAAGUAAAUGUUGGGAGUUUCAUCAUUUAGGAAUACAAGCUGUAAAAGUUAAGCCCUUUCCAUUGAAAUUCUAGUAUAUAUAAAUUUACUUUUGUUAACCUUUUGGAUUCAUGAGAAUUUUUUUUCUGUGGUAGGUAAUUUUCAAAUGCUUUCUUGUGAGAUAAUUUGGAUAAGAAAGAUCAAGGGAUUAGGAAAGGAAAACUAAAAUAAUAUGGCACAGUAGACACAGAGUUUUUUGUAAUGAAACUUUUAAGAAAAGAAAAAUUGAGUAAAUGAAAACUGAAGGCUAAGAAAUAGAACUAAAACUAUUGUGUCUUCAGAGAGAGAGUACCUGUUACAGGGACUGACUGUAUUUCUAUUCUAAACACACAUGUGCACAUACUGCAGAGAAUAUAUAUACUGUGUGUGUGUGUAUGUUCAGUAACAUGUCUAUAUGUAUAGCAAUAGAUAGGACACAUACAUAUAUAGCUGGGGGUUUUUUUGUUUUUUUUUUUUGUUUUUUUGAUAGGUCAUAGUCGCACAGUUGUUGGAAUUGAAGAGA
Messenger RNA from Lutra lutra (Eurasian river otter), 2405 nucleotides. RefSeq names its product zinc finger containing ubiquitin peptidase 1 (gene ZUP1). Lineage: Eukaryota; Metazoa; Chordata; Mammalia; Carnivora; Mustelidae. The transcript has 9 exons. The record is from RefSeq and is a predicted model, not a curated record. Bases 262 to 1737 code for a protein of 491 amino acids.